Molecule: messenger RNA, 357 nt
Organism: Frankliniella occidentalis (western flower thrips)
Lineage: Eukaryota; Metazoa; Arthropoda; Insecta; Thysanoptera; Thripidae
Exons: 2
Coding region: 1-357 (118 amino acids)
Source: RefSeq, a predicted model, not a curated record
AUGUCUCAACACGACAUUGUUGCCUUGUGUGACAUUCUCAGGCACUAUGUUCAACGACGUACCAGUCUUCAACAGACGUCACUUCUCAGAAAGAUAUUGAUAACCCUCUCAUUCUACGCAUGUGGAUCUUAUCAGAGGAUGUUGGGCCGAUCCAUUGACGCUGCUGUGAGUCAAACAACAGUUAGCAGAAUCAUCAAAGAAAUAACUGGUGCUUUCAAUCACCCGAAUGUCCUAACUCGAUUUAUCAAGUUUCCUUUAACACGCCAGGAACGAGCAGCAGUGAUACAGAGGUACAAUGGUAGAAAUGUUGAAUAUGAAGCAAAAUCAGAUUGUGCUGGUGUUAGUAUUAUUGGCUGA